CCCGGGGAUCCUGGUUUAGAAUGUUAAAAAGAGUUUCAGAGUCUUCCGAGGGAAACUUUUCCAAGCGAGUUCGGCGGUUGCGCGCGGGAGUCUGCGGGCCGUCAUGGUUUCUCCUCGGACUUGCGUUCACAAGCUUGGCUCGACGCUUCCGUUGCUGCUGGUGCUCUGGGAUCUCCACUAUGAGGGAGUACAAUGUGGCAUAAAUGCAGAAGUAGAAAAGCAGCUUGAAUUGGGAAAAAAGCUGCUGGCAGCUGGGCAGCUGGCAGAUGCUUUGUCGCAUUUCCAUGCUGCCAUAGAAGGAGACACCGAUAACUACCUUGCUUAUUAUCGAAGAGCCACAGUAUAUCUAGCCAUGGGCAAAUCAAAAGCUGCCAUUCGUGAUUUAAGCAGGGUAGUCGAAUUAAAGCAAGAUUUUACAUCGGCACGACUACAAAGAGGCCAUCUGCUGCUUAAGCAGGGAAAGUUGGAUGAAGCUGUAGAAGAUUUUGAAGGCGUGCUCCUGUCUCACCCCAGUGAGAAAGAAGGAGGAGAAGCCCGUGCUCAGCUGUUGAAGUCAGAUGAGGCUCGGCGUCUGCGUUCCCAAGCACAGUCUGCCUUUCUCGAAAAAGAUUACAACACUGCUAUCACUCUCUUGGAUAAAAUUCUAGAAGUUUGUGUUUGGGAUGCGGAUAUGCGGGAACUUCGAGCUGAAAGCUACAUUAAGGAAGGGGAGCCUGGGAAGGCGCUCAGUGACUUGAAGGCUGCUGCCAAAUUGAAGAGCGAUAAUACUGAAGCUUUCUAUAAAAUCAGCACAAUAUACUAUGGAUUAGGGGACCACGAAAUGUCUCUAAGUGAAGUGCGGGAAUGUCUGAAACUGGACCAAGACCAUAAGGAGUGCUUUUCUCACUACAAGCGAGUAAAGAAGCUCAACAAGCAGAUUGUUUCAGCAGAAGAACUCAUCCAGGAAAGAAGGUAUCAGGAAGCUACUGAGAAGUAUGAGGCCGUUAUGAAGAUGGAGACAAAUGUUCCUGUCUACACUACUCGAGCCAAAGAGAGAAUCUGUCAUUGCUUUUCAAAGAAUCAACAGACGACAGAAGCCAUUAAAAUUUGCACAGAAGUUCUGCAGCUAGAGCCAGAAAAUGUGAAUGCCCUCAAAGAUCGGGCUGAAGCAUACUUGCUAGAAGAAAUGUAUGAAGAAGCUAUCCAAGACUAUGAAACUGCUAAAAAAUACAGCGAUAAUGACCAACAGAUUCUGGAAAGCCUUGAGAAAGCCCAGCGAAUGCUCAAGCAGUCUCAAAAGAGGGAUUACUACAAAAUUUUAGGAGUUAAAAGGAAUGCCAGGAAACAGGAAAUCAUAAAAGCCUACAGGAAGCUGGCAAUGCAGUGGCACCCAGAUAAUUUUCAAGAUGAAGAAGAGAAGAAGAAAGCAGAGAAAAAGUUUAUUGAUAUUGCAGCUGCCAAAGAAGUCCUCACAGAUCCAGAAAUGCGGAGGAAGUUUGAUGCAGGAGAAGACCCACUGGAUGCUGAGAGCCAGCAAGGAGGGGGGAACCCUUUUCACCGAACUUGGAAUUCCUGGCAAGGGUUUGACCCCUUCAGUUCCGGGGGACCUUUCCAGUUUAAAUUCCAUUUCAAUUAGAACUGCUAUACUUUUUAUGUUAUUUUUCCUUUUGCAUCUGGCAAUCUGCAUUUUUUUCUAGAUAACUUAAAAUUACUGUGUAGUCUUUGAACAGUAAUGAAAGCCGGGGGGUGGGGUGUUGGGUGAUAGUUCAAAAGGGAUAGCAAAAUCCAGCCAUAUCAAUAAUACCAAUCUGUUUGAUAGUUCCGGGCCUCAAAGCUUCACCUCAAGACAAACCCAUGUUUGAGAAGAAACUGACUCAAAAAAGCACUUUAAAGUUUACUAAACCAUUGGGGCCCUUUUGUGGAAAUUAAUCACUUGAAAUAACAAAAUAUACUCCAGCUUUAGUUACCACAGGAGGAAAUGCUAAAGUCUCAAGUGACUGUUGGAAGUAUUACACGCCUGCAUGAUAUGACCAUUUACAUCAUAUAUACAUUGGUCACUGCAGCUAGCUUGUAGACCGUUUAAGGUGUUCUGAUUGUUACAAGGACAAUUUUCUCUGAUUAAAACUUUCCCUCCUGGUUGCUUUUAAAGAAUUAAACAGAAUUAAAAUUUUAACCAGGUGGCAGGGAAUCAUUUUCCAUUGAAAAUUUGCUUGACAUUUGAGCAGGACCGAGAUAUUGACCAUAAAAGUAGAACUUUGUUCUGCUCAUGAAGAUAUUUUAAGGGUAGUAGAUCAUCCUCUUCACAACUAUUAUAUGCAUAUCUAUUGUUGCACAGACUAAUAACUCAUGGAACCGACUGAAAGUGUUUUCAUGCAACCGAAAUCUCAUAUUGAACUGUAUUCAGAACGGACCCUGGAGUCAUCUUGGGAUACAAUACUGAACUUUCCUUUCUUUCACAUCCUGUCUUUUUCAAGAAUGCUGUUUUGAACACUUGUCAAAAUGAUCUUCAUCUUUCAGUCUAUUUCAAUGCAAUUCUCCAAACAUCUGAAAAAUUAGUGGUUGAAUCUCAUUAGCUUUUGGGUGUAACGUUCUGUUCUUUGGGAAUGAAAUGAUUUGGAUUCAUCUCAAAAUAUGCCAUGUUGGACGUUUGUUGAGUGAGCAUUCAGACAAAAAAACCAGGACCCAGAAAGUGGUGUCAUGUUUCUCUCCUUGAGAAUGACUCCAGAAAUGCUGGAAGAGAUGUUAACCUAUUAAGAAAUCAUCUUUGUGUUUUGGACAGGACUGCAUAAAGUGCCAUUGCCCUUUGCUUUCUUUGACCAAAUCCCAUCAGUCCAUGUUUAUACAGGACAUGGUUUGGGCUGCAUUGAUUUUGCUGGAGCUGCUUGUCCUAGAAAGGCCAUCAGGCCUGCGCAUGGAUUGAUCCAAAAGUUCGGCAGUGCUUCUGGUUCAAUGGAAAUCAAACAUUGCCUUGGAAGCGUUGCCAGAAUAAAUCAGAGGGAUUGAAGGGGGGAAGAUACAUUCUAUGAAAACUAUGUUGUUCUAUGUUGAAGGUAACGAAAUACUAAAUAGUAUUCAACAGUAGCACAUAGUUGUUUUAAAUUGCUUUAAAUUCUGAAGGUUUGUUUUUUUGGGGGGGGGCGCGGGUUGGCUGUGUUGGGUGGGAGGGAUAGGACAAGUUGAAUUCUGAAGUUAACAAUUGUGCCAAACUUUAAUUUGUUUCUACGCCAAGUAAUGAAUAGAAAUUGCUUUAUUAUGCUGUUGUUCCUAAUGAUUCUGAGUACACUUUGGGGGAAUAUUUUUUUUUAAAAAACUUAUUUCAUUCCUUUGGAAAUCAAAGAAGCAAUUUAAAAGGCAGUUCAGUUAUCAGUUGCUACCAUAAACUAUCCAUGGAAUUAAAUGCAUCAAAUGUGGAAAAAAAUGGGAACUUUGCCUUUUGCAAAAUAGCUUUACUUAAACAGUACAUUUUAAGACCACAAAGAUUAAAAUUUCUUUUUCAACUCUG
Molecule: messenger RNA, 3481 nt
Organism: Ahaetulla prasina
Lineage: Eukaryota; Metazoa; Chordata; Lepidosauria; Squamata; Colubridae
Gene: DNAJC3
Product: DnaJ heat shock protein family (Hsp40) member C3
Exons: 12
Coding region: 104-1615 (503 amino acids)
Biological process (GO): protein folding in endoplasmic reticulum
Cellular component (GO): endoplasmic reticulum
Molecular function (GO): misfolded protein binding; protein-folding chaperone binding
Source: RefSeq, a predicted model, not a curated record